This is a messenger RNA of Dipodomys spectabilis (banner-tailed kangaroo rat), 1695 nucleotides long. RefSeq names its product nuclear receptor subfamily 2 group F member 6 (gene Nr2f6). The record is from RefSeq and is a predicted model, not a curated record. Gene Ontology annotation, biological process: negative regulation of transcription by RNA polymerase II; anatomical structure development; cell differentiation. Gene Ontology annotation, molecular function: nuclear receptor activity; zinc ion binding; RNA polymerase II cis-regulatory region sequence-specific DNA binding. Bases 319 to 1542 code for a protein of 407 amino acids. Lineage: Eukaryota; Metazoa; Chordata; Mammalia; Rodentia; Heteromyidae. The transcript has 4 exons.
AGCCCGGGCCGGGCCAUGGCCCAGGCCUGCGGGGCGCGGCACCUCGGGGCCCCCGGCCCCCGCCUCUAGCGCCCCCCGCCCCGCGCACGCGUGGGAAAGUUGGCCGGGAACCGGCCCGACCAGUUCCGCCCGGCUCCGCGGACCGGCCGCAGGAAGUUGCUGCAAAACUUUGUUUUCGGGGGGGGGGGGUGCGGCGGGCGCCCCCCGAGCCGCGCCCGGCCCGGAUGCGCGCGGGCUGAGUGCGCCCCGGGCCGCGAGGGGGGGUUCCGGUGAGGCCGGCGCGGGGAGGGGGCGCCCCGGCGCCGCGCCCCCGGGGCUAUGGCCAUGGUGACCGGCGGCUGGGGCGGCCCCGGCGGCGGCGGCGGCGCCAACGGCGUGGACAAGGCGGGCGGCUACCCGCGCGCGGCGGCCGAGGACGACUCGGCCUCGCCGCCCGGGGCGGCCAGCGACGCGGAGCCCGGCGACGAGGAGCGGCCGGGGCUGCAGGUGGACUGCGUGGUGUGCGGGGACAAGUCGAGCGGGAAGCACUACGGCGUCUUCACCUGCGAGGGCUGCAAGAGCUUCUUCAAGCGCAGCAUCCGCCGCAACCUCAGCUACACCUGCCGGUCCAACCGGGACUGCCAGAUCGACCAGCACCACCGGAACCAGUGCCAGUACUGCCGCCUUAAGAAGUGCUUCCGGGUGGGCAUGCGGAAGGAGGCCGUGCAGCGCGGCCGCAUCCCGCACUCGCUGCCCGGCGCGGCGGCGGCGGCGGGCGCGGCGGCCGGCAGCCCCCCGGGCGCGGCGCUGGGCGCGGGCGCGGCCGAGCUCUUCCCCGGGCAGCCGGUGUCGGAGCUGAUCGCGCAGCUGCUGCGCGCCGAGCCGUACCCCGCGGCGGCCGGGCGCUUCGGCGCGGGCGGCGGCGCCGUGCUGGGCAUCGACAACGUGUGCGAGCUGGCGGCGCGGCUGCUCUUCAGCACCGUGGAGUGGGCGCGCCACGCGCCCUUCUUCCCCGAGCUGCCCGUGGCCGACCAGGUGGCGCUGCUGCGCCUCAGCUGGAGCGAGCUCUUCGUGCUGAACGCGGCGCAGGCCGCGCUGCCGCUGCACACGGCGCCGCUGCUGGCCGCCGCGGGGCUGCACGCCGCGCCCAUGGCCGCCGAGCGCGCCGUGGCCUUCAUGGACCAGGUGCGCGCCUUCCAGGAGCAGGUGGACAAGCUGGGCCGCCUGCAGGUGGACUCGGCCGAGUACGGCUGCCUCAAGGCCAUCGCGCUCUUCACGCCCGACGCCUGCGGCCUGUCGGACCCCGCGCACGUGGAGAGCCUGCAGGAGAAGGCGCAGGUGGCGCUGACCGAGUACGUGCGCGCCCAGUACCCGUCGCAGCCGCAGCGCUUCGGGCGGCUGCUGCUGCGCCUGCCGGCCCUGCGCGCCGUGCCCGCCGCGCUCAUCUCGCAGCUCUUCUUCAUGCGCCUGGUGGGCAAGACGCCCAUCGAGACGCUCAUCCGGGACAUGCUGCUGUCGGGCAGCACCUUCAGCUGGCCCUACGGCGCGGGCUCGGCGCAGUGACGCGCCGCCCGGACUCGUUUUCUAAGGACUGUGAAGUGUUUGUCUUUUCUGUUUUCUAAAUGAUCUCCAAACCAAAAAGCCGGGCGUGGCCCCGGCGCCCGGACCCGGGACCCCGGGUCGGAUCAAGCCAAUAAUAAAGCGUUUCCUACCCGC